AUGUCUGAACCAGCUCUUAAUGAAUACAUACCUACCAUUGAUGCGAUCUUAAAUGUGUCAGACUUUGAAAAGAUAUCGGUAAAGAAGAUUCGGAAUGCGCUCCAGGCGCUUUUCGAGGUAGACUUCCAUCCGUACAAGAAACAAAUCCAGCAGCUCAUCAUUCUGCGCUACAACCUCCUCUUGAGCCUCAGAGAAGAGGGCCACCUGGGCCCGGCGCCCACGCCGUCAGAAGAGCUAGAGAACACGGUGACAAAACUUCGGUUGGAGAACGAGAUCCUAGCAGCCCGGUUAAACAGCCAUGUCACAGCCAAGGUAAUUGAAGAGAACAAUAGCCCGGUGGAGAAGCGGAAAGUGAAGCGGAAGACAAAUACCGACGACAACACAGAGAAAAAGAAGAUAAAGAGAAACACAGAAAACAACGCAUUCACCCGGCCGUUGCGAUUGUCGGCGCAGCUAGCCGCGUUUUUGGGCGUGGAAAGCUGUGCGCGCACGGAGGUGGUGAAGAAAAUGUGGGACUACAUUAAAACGCAUAAUCUCCAGAACCCCGAAGACCGCCGGGAAAUUCUCUGUGACGCGAAGAUGGAGCAUGUGUUCCAGACAAAUAAGAUGACAAUGUUUUCAAUGAACAAGUAUUUGGUUGAACAUUUGUCGAAGAUAGAGUAAGUGCGAUAUUAGCCGGUGUAUACUGUUAGGAAUGUAUUUCAAAAAGCUAAAUGGGAUUGGAUAAGCAUAAGGAUGGUGUACGGCUUUGUAGUUAGUGGGGUUACCUGAGCUCGAG
Babjeviella inositovora NRRL Y-12698 is the source of this 778-nucleotide messenger RNA. RefSeq lists its product as uncharacterized. Gene Ontology annotation, molecular function: RNA polymerase I cis-regulatory region sequence-specific DNA binding. Gene Ontology annotation, biological process: nucleolar large rRNA transcription by RNA polymerase I; transcription initiation at RNA polymerase I promoter. Gene Ontology annotation, cellular component: nucleus; RNA polymerase I upstream activating factor complex. NCBI's taxonomy places the organism in Eukaryota, Fungi, Ascomycota, Pichiomycetes, Serinales. Bases 1 to 663 code for a protein of 220 amino acids. The record is from RefSeq and is a predicted model, not a curated record. The transcript has 3 exons.